Molecule: messenger RNA, 4612 nt
Organism: Girardinichthys multiradiatus
Lineage: Eukaryota; Metazoa; Chordata; Actinopteri; Cyprinodontiformes; Goodeidae
Product: R3H domain-containing protein 1-like
Exons: 27
Coding region: 579-3653 (1024 amino acids)
Molecular function (GO): nucleic acid binding
Source: RefSeq, a predicted model, not a curated record
CUACAGCGACUGGCUGCUGCCGCACUGACAUCACGCAGGGGCCAGCUGUUGAUUUGGCUCUGUCUCCAAGGCUGGCUGGCUUGAUGGGUUGUGGCAGGUAGACUUGCGCUCUUACCCCCCUCCCUCCCUCUCUCCAUCCAUCCCAUACUCUCUCUCCAGCUCUCUCUCUCUGUGACACCCACUCCUCCCCUCAUCCUCUCCUACUACAUUCUCCUCUCCUCCGUCUUCCGCUCGCACUCAGUCGAGCAGGAGUACAGGAGGCAGCAGGCAGCUGCCGAGGAGCAAGCUGGGAGGCGACUCCAGCCUCCUCUCCAGCAGAUUGUGCCUCCUGUACAAUGGAAACUAAACGGUUGCAUGGCAGAAGGGAUGGACGGCAGAGCUGCCGGGCACGCAGGUCGGCAGGGGUCAUGAGGGUGUCGGAGGCCCCGCUUGCUGUGCAGAGCAGCUGAAGCAGACAUGGGCAGAGAAGUCUUGGAGGGCAUCGGAAGGCUCAGCCUCGUCGACGUCAACAGCUGCAACCAUCACUGGCUACACAACAAGUUCCUUUAUUUGCCAGCAUCUCCCAUUAAGACUUUGCGAUGAGAAUGUCCGAUAUCGUGAACACUGAAACGAUGAGGGUUUCCGAGAACGCCGACACGGUGUCACCUGCAAGAGACAACGCCACGAAAUCUGAGGUCUGUGACCAGAGCCAGAGCAGCAAGGAUGAACACGCCAGCAACAAUAAGAAGGACAUUCAGCCUGUGAAGUACUCCAAGUCCAGUACCAGGCUAAAGCUCGUGCGGAGCCUGGCAGUGUGCGAAGAAACCUUUCCUCUCCCUAUUCCUGAACCUUCAGCUGCACCUCAGGAUGGAUUUCUCCUCCCGCCCUUUGAUAAUGAGGAGCGUGGUACGAAGGACCAAGCUGAGAAAGAAGGCGGCGGCGACAAGGUGGACAAACCAGAGAAGGCGCCACGGAAAAUGCUCUCAAGAGAUUCAAGUCAAGACUACACAGAUUCAACUGGCAUAGACCUCCAUGAGUUCCUCGUCAACACGCUGAAGAGCAACCCCAGGGAUCGAAUCAUGCUGCUAAAGUUGGAACAGGACAUCUUGGAUUUCAUCAGCAAUAAUGAAAGCCAAAAGAGAAAAUUCCCCCCUAUGACAUCCUACCACAGGAUGCUGUUACACCGCGUAGCAGCCUACUUUGGCAUGGACCACAAUGUGGACCCCAGUGGAAAGUCAGUGGUGAUCAACAAAACCAUCAACACUAGAAUACCCGAUCAGAAAUUCUCGGAGCACAUCAAGGAUGACAGGGCGGACGAUUUUCAGAAACGCUACAUUCUCAAACGCGACAACGCCAGCUUUGAUCGCGAAGAUAGCGCGAUCCGAAUGCGUUUGAAAGCUGACAAGAGGAGCAAAUCGAUGGAGGAGAGGGAGGAGGAGUACCAGCGAGCCAGAGAAAGGAUUUUUGCACAUGAUGGAGAACACUUCUUAUUAGAUAGAAGUGCACAGGAGGAACACGCAUGCAUGAGCACUCUACAGAGACGGCAAAUGUUCAGGUUAAGAGCCGGCCAUUCUGGCGCCAGCCGCCAGAGCAGCUCUGAGACGGACACGCUGCCCCGGCACGGCGAGCCUCGGCCGUGGAGCAGCACCGACAGCUCGGACAGCUCCAACCGGCUUGCCCCGCGGCCUGCCAUCACUAAGGCCAGCAGCUUCAGCGGCAUUUCCCCCGGCCUCAUCCGAGGAGACAGCACGGCCAGCAGCAAGAGCACCGGGAAACUUUCUAAAACAGGUUCUGAAUCGUGCAGCAGUGUCGGCUCCUCGUCCAGCUCUCUGUCUCGCCCCCAACUGCCCCUCCCAGUAUCUGCCUCCUCGCGCUCCAUCGUCCCCAGCACCCCCCUGUCCCACCGUGCCGUCGACACCAGAGGCCCUGGACACCCCGAGGCUGUGAAAAGCAACCCCUCCCAACUGCUGCCGUCCGCCAGCAACGCGACAAACUACUAUAUGCUGCCGCUAGAAACCUCAGGGAUUCCACCCGGCAGCGUUCUGAUCAACCCGUACACAGGCAAGCCUUUCAUGCACCCUGAUGGCAGUGCAGUAGUUUAUAACCCGGCUGCUGGCAGGGUCCCACAGCAGGGGAAAACCAUGCCGCAGCCAAUCCUUGCAGCGUCGCAGCAGCAGCCAGCCAAUCACAUUCACUCACAGCCAAUCUGUCCUCUUCAGCCGUCCUUUGAGCGUGUCCACAACCCAACGGUUUCUUAUCCUCUUCCUCCUUCUCAGUUCCUGCCUGUCUGUCCUAAUCAACAAUACACUGUGCCUGAAGUCCUCAGUGCCCAGUUUAGUCACAUGACCCUGUCGCAGCAUCCAUCCAGUGACGGCGGAGUGUCGACUCCAGACGGCCGUCACUACCCCUCCCUGUACAACCACCACCCAUCCCCUGUGAUGCUGCAGGGAGCUCCACCACCGCAGGUCACCGGCUACAUGGUGGCAGGACCAUCAGGGGGUCACCCAGGGGUGCUGCAGGGUCAGCACGUCCCACUCCCGGCACCGGGCCCUAACCACACAUAUCCUGGCUCGAACGCAGGCCCCGCCGCUUUUUCUGCACUAAAUCAGCCCCUGCUUCAGCAGCACACCUACAUCCAGCAGCCGGUGCAACAGCAGAUGUCCACGUGUUACUGCUCAUCAGCCCACCAUCCACAGUGCUCCAACCAGCAGCAGCAGUAUCGAGCUCCUCUCAACCAACUGACCUAUAGCUGCCCUCAGAGCCAAAACCUGCCCCAGCAGCAAGUCCACCAAGCUAUGAUGCCAAACCCAGCGUCCAGCUACCAGACCGUAGUGGGCGUACAGCCAACACCCAGCCUCGCUCUCACUGGCAACCAGCAAAGCAAUAUGGCCAACCAGAUGCAAGGCAUGAUGGUCCAGUAUCCUCCAAUACAGUCUUAUCAGGUUUCUGUUCCGCAGCAGACGUACCAGCAGCCAGUGUUUGUGUCUUGCCAGCCAGGACAGGGGCCAGUGGCUGUCUCUGGCAUGCAGCCCUGCUACAGCCUGCUCCCCACCAACCAGCACACCACUAUGAGUUCAACAGUGAGUUUCCUUCCAGCCCCGAUGAUGGAGCCGCUCCAGUUUCCUCAAAGCUCAUCUCCCUGCGUCACCCAGCAACACCCAGGCCAACAGUACGCAGGUUUGUUACCACCAGCGCCCGGCGGAGGUAUGGUGAUGCUGCAAAUGGCUGCGCCCCCCUGCCAGCAGCCCCGGGCCCCCUCCCCUUGCCAGAGGAAGCAGCCCAGCCACAAACACUCGGGCCCUGAGCAGCAGCGAGGCCGCAGGCCUGCUGAGCUCCCUCAGACUCCUGAUAACACCCAGAGCAGCCUGCCUUCGUCUCCGGCGCUCACUCCCUCACCCUGCCAGCCGCCCAGCAUCAAGGGCCUCUCAUCAGGCGUCUCCCCAAUCCCCGUCCUGUCCCACCAUCCGCAGCUCCCUACAGCUUUCAUCCACAGUGGACAAGGUGAAGCACAUUACUCUCUACUGGGUCAGCCUCUGCAGUACAAACCAUCCAUCAGACCACCGCUGCUGCACACUGCACAAAUGGUGACCAAACACCAGGGUCCUCUGGGAGUUUGGCGUAGCGGUCAUGGAAGGAAGUCCAGCAGAAAACCUCUGUCUUCAGACCUCAGUUGAGCAGUCAGACCCUGGAAAUGACACGUCCUCCGGCGGGGGAUCAGCUGCACAGACUCCCACCGGCUCCUGGCAGAAGCUCUAUGAAGCGGGGGUGGCAAAUUGAUCCAGUGGCUGUCUGAACAUCUCGAUCCAAGCAGAGGCGCUCCCCAUGGACAUCUAAGCCUCAUCGCACCCCAUCUUCACCAAACACGCCACCCUAAAAACUCGGAACUAGCACAUGAUUCAAAGGGUGGGAGCGGUAUGACUCGGACAAGGCCAGCUCAUAGCUGCUAGGAUCUCGGUGCACCUUUAAGGUGCCAACAUGAACCUCUGCUGCCUCAGUCUGGACCGUCUCCCAGAUACUGUUCAAAUCAAAGUAUCAGAUGUUUGAAUUGUGAACAUUUUUACUUUUGUUGUAGUUUUUUAGCUUUUUUGUUUGUUUGUUUAUUCCUGGCCAAAAGAUUUGUGCGAAGAGUUCAACAAAUCUACCUUUCUGUUCUAAAAACUUUUUUUCUUUUUUUUUUAGAGACCAGCUCGUGUCUUUUGUGAAAGCUGGUAUAGGAGUGUGACGACACCACAUAGAGCAAAGCAUACAUACAACUGAUUUGUUUUUGCCCACUUUUUCGAAAUAAAACUAUUCAAUUUUGUUAAAGUUUAUAGAACUGUAACUAGCUUUUGUCUGUUGGAUACACAAGAACUCUCCCCAUAAACAUCUGUACAAUGUGAAAACACUGAAUAAUGGAGAGACUACCUGAAUUAUUUAAAGAACCGUCAAACACAGUGAAUGUUGCAUUUGCACUGAAGUAAUCAAAGUGAAAGAUUUGAUUAGUCUCAGACAAAGCCUGGAUUUUUUUUCUUUUAUGACCCUCCCUCCCAUACCUGUGUGUUGCACUCGCCAGGCCAAUUUGUUUUAUAUGGUUAAGUUAAAAUGUUUAUAUGCACAAUUAAAAUGCAAAUUGAGUGUGUCACUCUUGGCUUAA